UGUUAACAACACUAUCAUCAGUCCCUCCCCUCGCCUUGACUACUGUAACUCCCUCCUCACUGGUCUCUACCUCAUCGCAGGCUAUCCCCUCUUCAGUCCAUCAUGAAUACUGCUGCCAGACUUAUCCACCUUACUAAACGUUGUGUAUCUGCCACCCCUCUCUGGCAAUCCCUCCACUGGCCUCCACUCAGUGUCCUCCACCCCUCUCUGCCAAUCCCUCCACUGGCCUCCACUCAGUGUCCUCCACCCCUCUCUGCCAAUCCCUCCACUGGCCUCCACUCAGUGUCCUCCACCCCUCUCUGCCAAUCCCUCCACUGGCCUCCACUCAGUAUCCUCCACCCCUCUCUGCCAAUCCCUCCACUGGCCUCCACUCAGUAUCCUCCACCCCUCUCUGCCAAUCCCUCCACUGGCCUCCACUCAGUGUCCUCCACCCCUCUCUGCCAAUCCCUCCACUGGCCUCCACUCAGUGUCCUCCACCCCUCUCUGCCAAUCCCUCCACUGGCCUCCACUCAGUAUCCUCCACCCCUCUCUGCCAAUCCCUCCACUGGCCUCCACUCAGUAUCCUCCACCCCUCUCUGCCAAUCCCUCCACUGGCUUCUAAUUGCCCAACAGAUAAAAUUCUAAACACUAACACUGACGUAUGAAGCUGUUCAUAACGCCCCCCCAAAAUUACAUCACCGAUCUUGUCUCUAAAUAUCACCCAAACCGUACUCUCCGCUCCUCGCAUGACCUCCUACUCUCUAACUCCCUUGUCUCCUCCUCCCAUGGUCGUCUACAGGAUUUCUCCAGGGCUUCUCCCAUCCUCUGGAACUCCAUACCC
Messenger RNA from Staurois parvus, 820 nucleotides. NCBI's taxonomy places the organism in Eukaryota, Metazoa, Chordata, Amphibia, Anura, Ranidae. The record is from the annotation of a GenBank genome assembly.